Molecule: messenger RNA, 1566 nt
Organism: Chenopodium quinoa (quinoa)
Lineage: Eukaryota; Viridiplantae; Streptophyta; Magnoliopsida; Caryophyllales; Amaranthaceae
Product: ATP-dependent DNA helicase PIF1-like
Exons: 2
Coding region: 1-1566 (521 amino acids)
Biological process (GO): DNA repair; telomere maintenance
Molecular function (GO): DNA helicase activity
Source: RefSeq, a predicted model, not a curated record
AUGGCUGACGGCUACAAAAACUUGGAGAAAAAGGAUGAGUACACAAAGAGUGAUAGAGAAGCAACUGAAAAACUAGGUCUUAUGGAGAAUGAUGCAAGCAUUCGUGAUUGUUUGCAUGAAGCAUCAAACUCUAAAAUGCCAUCUUCAUUAAGAAGAUUGUUUGUCACGCUAUUGGUUUAUUGUCAACCAACUGGGGUUCGAUCUCUAUGGGAUGAAUUUUAUCAUUACAUGGCUGAAGACUACUUAUAUUCAACUUCAACAAAUCCAGAUUUGGUACGUGAUUCAGUUCUCUAUGACAUCGUUCGCAUGUUAAAACAAUUAGGAAAGAGUGUCAAUGACUUCGACUUACCUAAAAUAAACAUGCAAUUGGAUGGAAACGCACAAGUAGCUAGAGCCAUACAUGAUGAAUUAUCAGCACUAGUGCCCCCUAAAGAUGUGCAUUGUGUUGAGCAUCUUAAUGACGACCAACGUUCUUCAUUUGAUAUCAUUAUGGAAGCUAUUGAUGCAGAGAAUGGUCGAAUUUUCUUUAUAGAUGGUCCAGGUGGGACAGGUAAGCUUAGAGGGAAAUAUGGAUUACCAGUAGCCAGCUCAGGUAUUGCUGCCACACUAUUGCAUCGAGGAAAACCCGCUCAUAAAACUCUUGGUAUUCUGGUUACGCUGCAUGCUUCGUCAACUUGGAAGUUUAGUAAACAAGAUGUAGAGGCACAAUUGGUCAAGUAUGCAACUGUCAUAAUAUGGGAUGAAGCAACAAUGACUCAUCGACAUGCGUAUGAAGCAAUUGAUUGUAGUUUAAGAGAUCUAACAGGGGUUGAUGUUCCAUUUGGCGGCAAGGUCGUAGUGUUUGGUGGAGAUUUUAGACAAAUUUUACCCAUUGUACAAAAAGGAACAAAGGCUCAAACUAUAGAUGCGUGUUUGGUCAGGUCAACACUAUGGAGACAUGUUCAGCUACUUCAUCUCACUCAAAAUAUGAGAUUAAUACAUGAUCCAGAAUUUGCAGCCUUUCUUUUAAGAGUUGGAGAUGGAUGUGAGCCUACAAUUGAUGAAUACAUGAUAAAGUUACCAUCUUCAAUAUGUUUAGGAAAUGGUGAUCAAAUUUCAGUUGAUAAUCUAAUCCAUCAAAUAUUCCCAAACCUAGCUAAGCACAUAGGUGAUGUGUCAUACAUGGUGCAAAGAGCUAUUAUAACUCCAACAAAUGACAAAGUUGACAUGCUGAAUGAGAAGAUACUUAGAGAGUUUGCCGGAGAAGAAAAAACCUACUACUCAUGUGACUUUGUUCCAGAAGAUCGUCAAAAUCUCUAUCAACAGGAGUUCUUGAAUUCAUUAUCCUUCGGUGGUUUGCCACCACAUAUUCUUAAGCUGAAAGUUGGCUCGCCAAUCAUGCUUAUGAGAAAUAUUGAUACAAGUAGUGGAUUGUGUAAUGGGACAAGGUUAAUAUGUAGUCGAUUAAGGGAUCAUGUGAUUGAGGCUGAAAUUAUGACCGAAAUUCAUAAAGGGACACAAGUGUUCAUUCCACAUAUGCCUUUAAAAACAGCAGAAGAUGUGAAGUUGCCAUUUGAAAUGAUAUGA